Messenger RNA from Dreissena polymorpha, 664 nucleotides. RefSeq lists its product as uncharacterized. The record is from RefSeq and is a predicted model, not a curated record. The transcript has 4 exons. Gene Ontology annotation, molecular function: calcium ion binding. Bases 65 to 496 code for a protein of 143 amino acids. NCBI's taxonomy places the organism in Eukaryota, Metazoa, Mollusca, Bivalvia, Myida, Dreissenidae.
UGUAUAACAUGUUAACAUUUGGUUAUUGCAAUCUAUUGUCUUGUGCCUACUUAGGAAAAGGAAAAUGACAUCAUUCGUGCUGAUUGUAGCGUUUGUCGUCACGUGCGUCUCAUGUCAAAGUAAUACUUUUGAUGUAAAAGGUACGGUUGGACAGGAUGGGCACAUAAUUGGUGGAUGUACACCUGUCUUUUGCCCCUUAAGGCCCAGAGGGAACUUCGGGGACUUUAUUAGGGGUUUGAGCAGGUUCGAACGUAAAAGGAGAAGUGUUGAACAGAUGAAGUUUUUCACUCUGAGUUUGGAUGUCAAUAAGUGCAACUUCAAUCUGUACGAUGCCAACCGAGAUGAUUUUCUAACAAAGGAAGAACUUGUAACAGUGUUUGGAGACAACACGAACACUACUGCAUUGAUUGAUGCACUUGAUAUGUUAUCCGGUGACGGUUUAGUUAACAGAGAGGAGUUCCACUAUGUGAUGUCGAGAACAGUUGAAGGAUGUUGAACUGAUGUUGAUUUCUUCGUACGCUUGGGUUUAAAUUCUUUUAAACGCUUGAAGGAAUUUCAACAAUGACGCUUUGUGGGAAGAUUUUUUAAAUUGUAUACUUAGAAAAUCAACAGAAAACACCGAUUGAAGAUUGUAUACCUGUUUGUGAUUGUUUUGAAACCGUUU